AUGAAUAAAUCAAAAAAUUUAUUAAAUAAAGUUGUUGAGUUAAAUAACAGAUUCUCAUUGAAAUAUAAAGAAUUUAUGGAUGACAUUGAAACUAAAUUAGGAAGUAAGAAUAUUGAGCAAGUAGGAGAUUCUAUCUCAAUAGGAAUGAGUAUUUUUAUUCCGAUUCUUUAUUUUACAAGAAUUAUAGAUUAA
This is a messenger RNA of Hepatospora eriocheir, 192 nucleotides long. NCBI's taxonomy places the organism in Eukaryota, Fungi, Microsporidia, Hepatosporidae. The record is from the annotation of a GenBank genome assembly.